AUGUUUUCGCGCACAGCUGUUACAGGCGCAGUCCGUCAGGCGUUACGCGCACCGGGUAGCUUCGCCAUUCGACCCUCUCCGAUUCGAGCCAGUCUCACUCCAGCACAAAUCAGACUCCUAUCACAAGAAACACGGCAAGCAAUUGAUAAGGCAGUUGGAUCAGCGCCAGUAGUUUUGUUCAUGAAGGGUACUCCAGAGACACCACAAUGCGGGUUCUCAAGAGCAAGUAUCCAAAUACUAGGACUGCAAGGAGUAGACCCGAGCAAAUUUACAGCGUUCAAUGUGCUUGAAGACGAAGAGCUAAGACAAGGCAUCAAGGAAUACUCUGAAUGGCCCACGAUCCCGCAAUUAUACGUUGAUAAGGAAUUUGUGGGUGGCUGCGAUAUUCUGAUGUCUAUGCACCAGGAUGGUUCCCUUGCAAAGAUGCUUGAAGAGAAAGAUGUAGUUGUGCCAGCUGAGGAGGGUAAGACCGAAUAA
Molecule: messenger RNA, 477 nt
Organism: Pseudovirgaria hyperparasitica
Lineage: Eukaryota; Fungi; Ascomycota; Dothideomycetes; Acrospermales; Acrospermaceae
Product: monothiol glutaredoxin-5
Exons: 3
Coding region: 1-477 (158 amino acids)
Source: RefSeq, a predicted model, not a curated record